Sarcophilus harrisii (Tasmanian devil) is the source of this 1507-nucleotide messenger RNA. It is a transcript of the gene CAVIN3, whose product is annotated as caveolae associated protein 3. The transcript is spliced from 2 exons. The coding region runs from base 460 to 1242 and encodes 260 amino acids. The record is from RefSeq and is a predicted model, not a curated record. Gene Ontology annotation, cellular component: caveola; cytoplasm. Gene Ontology annotation, molecular function: protein kinase C binding. Lineage: Eukaryota; Metazoa; Chordata; Mammalia; Dasyuromorphia; Dasyuridae.
AUCGCGAGCAAAGGGAGCAGUCAGUUUGGUCGCAACGGCAAGUUUGUGAGGAGGAGCACAUCUGUAAGCACACAUCUGCAGGGUUGACUGCCGCCCCUGCCCCCACGAGGCGCUUCCCAUUUCGAAGGCGGUCCUUGGGGUCGGGCCGGCUCUGGUCUCCGGGGAGAGCCCCGCCGCUGCGGCGGGCGGAGUUAGAGGAGCUGCCCGCGGCGCCCAAGCUGGGAGGACCGCGCAGGACGCGGUUUUGGAACCCGGGCCCCGGCUGCGCCCGCAGGCGGAGAAAGGGCGGGCUUGCCGGGGCGUGGCGGCUGGCGAAGGGCCGCCCGUCUGAGUCACAGACCCCGGCCCUGCGGCGGCGCUCCCCGCCCCCGGCGGGAGGAGCCGGGAGACCGCCGGGCAGAGCGGCACGAACGGGACCGCAGAGCGAAACCAGAGCGGGGCGCGCGCAUCUCGGGGGCCAUGGGAGAGGGCGUGCCGGCGGCCGAAGCCGCGGAGCGCGGCCCGGUGCACGCGGUGACCGUGGUGACGCUGCUGGAGAAGCUGAGCACCAUGCUGGAGGCGCUGCGGGAGCGCCAAGGAGGCCUGGCCCGGCGGCAGGGCGGCCUCGCGGGCACCGUGCGCCGCAUCCAGAGCGGCCUGGACAAGCUCAGCUGCACCCACGGGGCCACCCGCGACGCGCUGGCCCAGCUGCUGGACGCGGCCGAGGGCGUCAGCGCGGACGCCCACGCCGCCCGCGAGCGCGCCGUCUGCCGCGCGCUCCAGGUGCAGCGCCUCGAGGCCAACCACGAGCUGCUGGUCGCCCGCGGCAAGAUGCACGUCCAGCUUUUUCAGGAGGAGGCAGAAAUCCCAGCCAGAGCUUUUCAGAAGGAGCCAGAAUCCAUAGGGCUAGAAGAAAAGGAACUAGCACCAGAGGCCCUAGAAGAACUGGAAGAAGGGGAAAGCUCAGAUGAGGAGCCAGUGGAAUCCCGAGCCAAACGCCUUCGGCGUACUGGCCUGCAGAAGGUUCAGAGCCUUCGUAGGGCACUGUCCACCCGAAAGAGCAAGGGCUCUGCCCCACCUCCACCCACUCCCACCAAACCUCCCCGACUGGGCCCUAGCCAGAGUGUUGAAAAUCAGCCUGAGACAGGGGUAGUGGUUGAAGCAGAAUCAUUGGAGUUAGAGCCACCCAGGAGCCCUGUGGAAGAUUCAGAGGCCCCUGAGGCUAGGGAAACUCCAAUGCUUCAGGUAGAAGGUGCUGCCUAGUGCUCCAUCCUGCCUCCCUACUUUUCUUUGCCUUUACCUUGAAUGGCACCAUCAGGUGCCAAGCAGCAGAUCACAGUGACCCUAUAAAGCACUCAAAGAAAGAAAGAACCCUCCCUUUAUAGCUCACCUCCUUUCCUAGCUCCUAAAUUCAGGGCUUCACUCCAAAGCACCAGUUUAGCCCCAAUUCACCCUAUUUUAAAGCUCAAAGACCCAACACCAUCCCCCUCCCAAGUGUGCUCAAGAUUAAUAAAUUAAUUUCACUAAU